GCGAACGACGAGCGGCGAACGAGCGUCGACGAAGUGGCGACAACCAAAAAAGAAAAGCACGAGAGAGCAGCAGCAGCAGCAGCAACAGCAGUAAUAGCAAAAGCCACAGGCAACAACAGUGGCAGCCACAGCAACAACAAUCGCUAGAAAAGCAGCAGCAACACAACUCACCUCAGCAACAAAAGCAAUAAAGAAAACUGAUAACACCAGCUGGAAUAUCAGAUGAUUCACCAACAACAGCAACAAGGCGGAGCAGGAGCAACAACAGCUGAUGCCACAACUGCAGCACAAAGAGGAGCACACCAGCGGUAAUGAAACCGAAAACAAUAGAAACAUUGAAAAUAAUAUUUACAACAACGCCACUAUCAACCACUUGAGCUAUCACAACACCAACAAAAGCACCUGUAACUGAUUAAAAGGUACACCAAUAAUAAUUACACCAACGCCAACCGGUACACCAAUAGCAACUCUAACGAGAACUUUCAACAAGAGCAGCUUUAGUAGAAGUAACUGCAACAAUAAUAAUAAUUACACCAACACUUAUACCAAUAGACAACACAGCUGAACCUUUUGUUGGUGUGCUCUCUAUAGGGGCAACAAUUACAACAGCCGCAGCAACACCACGUCGCACAUCGGUGGCGACGACAAUAACAACAACAACAUGCAAUAAAACAGCUGAUAGCGACAGCAGCAGCAGCAACAACAAAGCCUGCCAUUAUCAAGCGAGCAACAACAGGUCGCGAAAAAAAAACAAAAAGCCCGCCUGCUGCAGCACACACACAGACUCACACAGCCAUACAGAAGAGCGGGUGUGCGAGAGAGAGAGGCAAAGACAGAGUCGCACACCUUUACCUUUAGCGUUGAUUUUGGACGUCGCAACUGAACAACUGACGCUUCGCGCUCGCUCGCUCGUUCUCGCUCUCCGUGGGACUCGCUCUCUCUCGCACAAAGUGCAGCUGAGCUGCCGCCGCCGCACUUGCCGCUGCCACAAAUACAACACGGUCAGCUGAACGAACGCUCUACGCUCGCCGCCGCCGCUGCUGCCGCCAGUCGAAAGUCAAAAGCAACGUGUUGUGGACGCUUUUUUCGUCGCGUCGUUGCGUUGCGUUCUCUCUCUCUCUCACUCCUUUUCCUAUCACCAACACAACCAUACAACCGACACACCAGUACACCACCCACCAACCACCAACCACCCACCACCCCGAUCCCCCGCGCAGGCUGCGAAAACUUUCACCAUUACCAACAACAACAACAAUGUCCAGCAGCGCAGCCGCAGCGCAGUUCAAGCUCGAUGCCAACUCCAAUGCCAUUGCUUUGAUAGCCGAUGUUGCCACGCUGCCACUCCCCCUUUCGCCCACUGCAACAACAACAACAACAACGGCGGCGGCGGGAGCAACAACAACCGCACCAGCUGAUCGCGUGGAAUGGUCGCGCUCGACGAUCCUGAACUUCAUCGAGGACUAUCGCCGGCAGCGAGUCCUUUGGGAUCCCAAUACCAAAGGUUACCACAUCAAACAGACCAAAUACGAGGCACUCAAGCUCCUGAGUCAGAAAUAUGGCACGGAAAUCCGAUCGAUUAGAUCGAAGAUCAAAUCCCUGCGCAGCUCCUUCCAUCGGGAGCAUGGGAAGGUCCUGAGCGGACGAAGUCGCGGCGUUAUCUAUCAGCCCAUGUGGUUUGCCUACGAGGCCAUUAGAUUCAUACUCGAUGGCGAGCGGGAUCAGGAUCGCGAUCAGGAUCAAGAUCAAGAUGCCGAAACGGAAACGGAAGUGGACGAAAAGCUAGCCCUGAUGCACAGCCUGGAUCUGGAGCAGCUGAAGGCGGACAAGCUGGUGGACAGGGACAUCAUACUGCAGGUGGGGCAGCAGCAGCAGCAGCAACACGAUGAGCUUACCGCUCGUAUUGCGGCCACUGUGGCCGCCGUUGCUGCCGCUGCGGCGGCUGCAAACGCUCGAGAUCGGGAGCGGGAUGUGGAUACCGCUGGCGAUAUGGAUACCACACGGGAAUUGGAACUCGAGGAGGCGGCGGUCAGCGGUGGCCUGAUCGAAUCCUCCUCGGCGGCUGUGACACGUUCCUCUUCCGAUUUGGAUGGCGAGAAUUACUGCAACAUCAGCGCCGAGGAUGUGAAAACAGAAAUUAUCGAACACGAAUCGGAGCUGGGGAUGCUGGAACGGCGGACGAGCACGCCGUCGCCCAUAAAUUACUACAGGCCGACGGACCUAACGUACAACCACCGCAAACGCAAGGCGAUGGGCGUGGAGCACGUUGUGGGCGCUUUGACAUUGACGCCCAUCAAGGUGGUGGGCGGAGCGGUGGGGGCGGGAACGAUCGGUUCCGCUGGCCAUCAACAGCAGCAGCAGCAGCAGCACCAGCAGAUGAACCACAGCCAGCUCGCGUUUCAGGCGCUGCAGCAGCACUUUAGCCACAAUCACGGUCUUAGCCUGAGCCACUGCAACGGGCAACCGCAGCAGCAGCAGCACCAGCCACAUCAGCAGCAGCAGCAGCAGCAACAAGCGUUGCAUCUGCAGCAGCAGCAACAGCAACAACAUUCCAGUAACAUGGCACAAAAACGUGAUCGUGAUCGUGAUCUCUCAACGUCAAAUGGCAACGGCAACAGCAGCAACACCAACAACAUCAACAACAACAACACCUCCCUGGACCCAACAGCAACAUCCAGCAACUGCAGCUCAAGCAGCAGCAACAACAGCGCUGCCACGCCCCCCAAGCCUCUGAUCGGGGGCGGCGGACUGAGUGCCAAUCAUGUGGACGAAUAUGGUGUAUUCGGGGAAUACGUGGCCAUAACCAUACGCAAACUAAAGACGUCCAAGUCGAAGAUAGUGGUGAAGCACCUGAUCAACAAUCUGCUGUAUGAAGCCGAGCUGGGGAAAUACGAUCAUGGGAUGCCAGCGAGCAAGGAGCCACCGCAGUUGUAUAAUAUGCAAUAAAACUAGCAAAUAGCCAGGAUCGGGAUUUUGGAUAUUGGAUAGAUCCGACCAAAAAACAAUGUAGACAAACGAAGACGGGGAGGGGUGGCAGAGGCAACAACCAACGCACUAGUCAGCAAAGCAACAAUUGGUCAAAACCAGAGCCAAGAAUUCGUAGAACCAGGGGGUUUAAUUGGGGGGGAGGGGAGGGGUUUAGAAAGCGGGUGACAUGAGCAUUUCAUUCAGGGACAAUGACCAUAUAAGUACUUUAUCUAUAUACAUUUAUAAACACAUGAACGAUAUCAGUGAGUAUAUCCGAAGUCAGUCAGUCAGUAAAAAGGAGUGCAGUUGAUUUAGGGGUGAAACAAACAACAUACCAUUAAUUAAAUUGAAUUAAUUAUAAAUGCUUUACGUUAACAGUGUAUUUUUAUGCACACACCCAUAUACAUAUACAUAUGUGUAUAUAUGCUACGUUUAUAAAUAUAUAUAUAUUUUUUAUGAUUAUCGUAUUUUGAUUUCCAGCGAGCGUUAUAUUUUUGAUUUUCGUUUUAUUAUAUUUACAUUUGGCAAUAACACUUUGAACUCAGGUGCCUUUAUUUUUUUAGUCAAUUAAGCCUUGUUAUCUUAUGCAUAAAUGGGAAAGAGCAAACAAACAAACAAACAAACAAACGCGAAUUGAUUGCAAAAUGUCUACAUGUAAUGCAAAUAAAUGAAGCCGUAACAACAUGUAAAUUUAAUUAACUUUUUAUCGCAUAUGCAAAUCCAUGUGUAUAAACUUAAUUCUGUAAAUAGUCUAAAAAAAAGAAAACGAAUUGGAAAGGAGAAAACAAUGAAACAUGAAAUGUGCAAAUCUUAAUUUUUGUUAUGCAUAACUAAUUUGAAACGAGCGACUAUGGGCUCCAAAUAAAAAUGCAGAAAUGUUGAAUUUCAUUUUGAAAA
Molecule: messenger RNA, 3861 nt
Organism: Drosophila sechellia
Lineage: Eukaryota; Metazoa; Arthropoda; Insecta; Diptera; Drosophilidae
Gene: Dyro
Product: Dpt-YFP repressor by overexpression
Exons: 3
Coding region: 1255-2943 (562 amino acids)
Source: RefSeq, a predicted model, not a curated record